CUGGCGUUUUGUUUGGCUUUUUUCCCAAAGAAAGAACUCCGCUUGGCCUCAUUUAGUGACAGACUCCUUACAAUCUCUCAGUUGAAUGAUCCAUUCAGUACCUGCGGAGCUUCAGUCAAGUUUUCCUCAACUGGUAUGCGAGCUCAGGUUUGGUUAGUUUUCAUCCCGUUCCUUGUAAUUUUCUCAUCAUCAAAAGGAACUCCUGUUACCCGGUCACCCUCUAGAGUACCAAAUCCGACCGGAUCUUUAGAUAAACGAGGUAAGACCAAUUGCAUUGCUCUCGUUUAUAUUUGCUUUCCUAUAAGCUCAAAGCCUUUGUUUGGAUGAUAACUCAGUAAUUCUCUAUCCCAAUGUUGAGUGGUUGAACAAGUGCUCGUUAGACAAAAUUCUAUUUGUCUAGACCCUUCACAUCCGACAAGUUAUCAGAGUGUGUAACCUGCGGUCGCGCGAUUUCAACACUGUCCCACAAAAAGACGGUGACGGUGUGGCUACUGACAAAGUACAAUUUCUAUGGCAUUGAAAAGAACCAGAGUUUGUAUAAUGAUGCUAUUCUUUGCUAUUCCAUGAUGGAAGUGACGCAGAUGAUUUGUGUCACAUGCAAAACAGAAAACCUACCCUGCUCGCUUCGCAAACUUAGCGCGGGUUCUUUAGGACCGGCAUCAGUCGCUGAUGGAAAUCGUAAAAUGCUCGGUAAAAUUUCCGCACAGCAUACCGUAAAACAAAUCUGUUUUCCUGAUGGCAAUGUAUUGUUUUUGUCAUUGUUUUCUCUAUCCAAGAACUGAAUGCAUAAUGUAGUAUGGGGCUGUGAGGAAAUUUUACCAAAUGCUCUCUCUUCGAAUAAAUAAAAUAUUUCUUUAAAGUUUCCACGAUGUGCAGAUCGAACCUAUUUGAUAUUUCUGUAAGGAAAAGUCUUGAUUAAUUACGUGCCGGAGAUGCCACUGUGAAGUUAUUCUGAGAUGUUUAUCAUCCCCCUUAAUGUCACGGCAAGAAUAGAAAAUCAUAUCUUCGGAUCUACGGGGGAUAAUUUGUUGAUUCUAACGGUUACAUGCUCUCUCCUUAAAGAAAAAAAAAUUAUUGUAAGUUUUCAUGAUGCGCCGAUCACACGCUAAAGAUAUUUCUGUGAAGAAAAGCUUCGUUUUUUCACGCGCCAUCCUGAAAUGAUUGUGAGAUGUUAUCGUCUUCUGCAGCACUCCAAAACAAACAGUAAAUAGCGUCGGAAAUUGGUUGAAGAUCGGAUUUCUAUUGUUACCACUGAUCACUCGUUCACUCACUCGCUCUUCUCGACAACGUGUGUGGCUUCACCUCCUACACAGGAGGCAGUAGCCACAAAAAUAUCAGAUAGGGGAUGUUAUCUUGAUAAAGCAUAAAUCGGUGCAAGAACAUGAAUGGUACUCAGAGGGGAAAAUGACUAAUGGAUCUUUCAAUUUGUAGGGGUACACCAAUUAUCAGCUGCUUUUUGGCUCUUUGUCAGGCUGCUUCUCUCUAAGGCCCUGGUCGCACCUGGUCGCACUCUUUUUGUUUGUGUUAGUGAAAAAUUUGUCGACAAUUAGUGAAAAAUACUAUUCCGCUCGUCUAAUUUGGCGCGCGAUGGCAUGCGUUAAGGAAAAUCACUGCGUAGCGCUACUUCGACAAUCAAUAGGACUUUAUCUUUCCGAUUUCUUGCGUUUAUUUACGAUCCAUACAAUAUCCGAACUUUCUACAUUCAAACGAUCUCGAUCUUUCUGUUACAAAAUAGUGAUUCUAUUUAUCUGAUACAGAAUCACUAUUUUGUAACAGAAAGAUCGAGAUUGUUUGAAUCUAGAAAGUUCGGAUAUUGCAUGGAUCGUAAAUAAACUACGUAAAGCCAAGAUUGAGAUUAAUUACUCGUGAUUUACUAAAAUCCUAAGCUAUUUGUAGCGCUGUUGUUGUGUCUUCUGUUGUAAUUAUGUCCUCACACCUAAUAACCAGUAGAAUGCGGUUUUACUUCUUCCAAUCAAAGUGCGUUGUGAUCUGUCUUCUGCGUGUCACUUCUCAACUAGGGGAGAAAAGCAAGGCAAAAUUGUUAGAAGACCGUAAAGAUUUCCUCGCUCGAAGUUUGAGAACUUCAAAAGAGGUAAAUUCUGUAAAAAUUCAUCCUUUAAGUGGAAUAUAUCCUACUGACUUGCCGUAGCCAUCUUUACUCCGAUUUUCCAAUUUGAUCAGUGAAUUCUAGAAAAACGGGUUAAAUUCUGUGAAAUUCAUCCUUUAUGUAAUCCUUGGAUUAUAUCCUUCUGACUUGCCAUAACUAUCUUUACCACGAUUUUCGAUUUGAUCACUAGGUGAAUUUGUCAUAAAGAGGUAAAUUAUGACAAAACACCCGCAAGAGCAAUACAUCCUUCAGUGAUUUAUAAACAGUACUAAAAAAAGAACAUAAAACAAUAACAACAACAACAAAUACAUUGUUUACAUUGACAAUCCAUAGUUUAGGAACCCAUGUGUUAUAUCUUUAACAGCGACAUCCAAUGUUCAACAUCAAAUUCCAUUCGUCUGUUAUUACAAGAGAACUGAUUUUAUUUAAACGCAGGAGACUUUGAGGGUGUCCUAGGAUAAAAUAGACCGACGAACUGUGGUUGCUGAUUAUUCACCCCUGCGUCUCGGUCGGUGGUUUUUGUUUAGGUGAUCGAAAGAGAGGAUGGAAAGCGAGCAUGGCUCAGGGGAUACCGUACUGACUUUCAUGUUAUGUACGUGCUCAUAAGUUUCACGUGAAGAAUUUGGUUUUCAAAUAUCAUUGUCUUUCUGAUCAGCUUGAUUCCACAGAGCGCCCUGUGACAGUAUGAAACCACAGGCGGCCCCAGCAAGUACACGAGAAAAGGGUUUUUCUCGUGUACGUAGAAAACCUCGAAAUAUGGGUUCCCUUCAACGUAGUAAGCAGUCAGAUAACAAGCAAUGCACUGUGGAAGUAGGGUGAUGUUUUUUUUUUUGAGAAUUUUACUUAUUUUUUAUUCCUUAGAGCGGUCGUAAUCCUCAUAAUUUCUCCAUGACUGUUAUUUCGUAAGAUUAUUAUCCCACAGCUGGAGCUUGGGCUGCCUGUGUAUGAAAUAUGCGGCCAGCUGUAACAGCUAAAAUCAGCGGAACCGCAAUAAAAUCACAAUCUACUACUUCAACUUUUUUUCUAACGGAGGGUUCAGUACGAUACAGCAAAAACCUAGAAUAUUCUUAUUAAACAACUGAAGGCCAAACUUCUGUGAAUGACGCAGACAAAUAAUCACAACUGUGACCUCUCAGUCAAUCUCACCUCCGGCAGAUCAGGAUGAAGCGUCAAAAAUAUAUAAUUUUAUGUCGACGAACCAUACUAUAUGAUCUUCAACUAUUAAAGAAAAUAAAACAAUCGUGAUAUGACGCCCCAUUGUGCUUUUGUCUUAGCUUGUGGGUAAAACGUUGUCAUUGGAGUCGCAAGUCGAGCAAUGAAGACUGUAAAUAAAGCAAGACUGCAAAUAAAGCGUGAACAAUGCUUUGUUCGAAAAUCGCUUUGUUAUUUACGCGGCAAGUUCUUCUUUCACGUUUGGGUUAUAACAACGAUGCGAUCACACGGUGUUAACGAAGAAACGAUAGAACCUCAAGGGAAGUAAUGUGUGUGAGAGAGGCCAAUGAUCUGCGGAUAGCAAGUUUUCCUGAAAUCGGCAAGAGGUUGUUCAUCCGUUGUUACCGGAAAAUACUGGUCAAAUUUUUUACUUAUCCCGACCCCCUUCAAUGAGUACUUUUGCUUGAAGACAGAACUACAACGGAGUCUCUCCGAAUAUUCUUGCUACAAGACUGCAAUAACCGUGCUACGCUCAAUUAUAUACACCUAAAUCUUAAGUAACUCAACUGUCAACAAACCGCUUAAUUACUAAAUUAGAAAGUAAAAUGUCACACCUAUGCUUACAAAGAUUGUUUCGAGGGAAACGAGGUGUUUGAGAGCGAAUUUGGGUGGAGUGGGCGGGCGCGCUUAUUAAAUAGCACAGCAGCAGGACAAAAAUUAAAACAACAGAUAACUCACAAAGAAAACUCUGCUAGCACAUGGAGAUAGAAAUGAGUGGAAUCAGGAGCCCAUUACUUUGAGCUCCUGCUGGAAUGGAAGAGAAAGAAAUCUUCUGUGCCAAGAGAAUAUCAUUCGAUAUUCUCUUGCCUUCACUGAUUCCGCUGUCGUUGAAGCCUAAAAAAAGUUUGGAUAUUUGAAGCCUUUUUUCAGCUCUGUAAUAGUUGGCGCAAUGCAUUUCCAUAUAAGAUGACUCUGAAUUAGAGCUAAUAACAGACGUUGAGUGAACCAAUCAGAGCUCUAGAAAUGCAAUAUGCAAUGCAAAAAAUGAUUUUCGGAGUUUGCAUAGCCAGUUAAAACGCUCCUUCAUCGCCAUCCAAUGUUUUAGUAAUGCUAAAUAAUAUUAUCUGGAACAGUUUCAAUUUUCCUCCAUAUUUUUUACAGAGGCAUGCAAAUUCGACUUUGAAAAUGGGCUCCAUGGCUGGGAAAAGACUGGUACAGCUUUCAAUAACCAGCCGACAUACGGUGACAACCCUACAGCUCGGAAUCGGGGACAACCUGCCAAACAGCAAGGGGAUUGGUGGAUUGGGGGUGCCGAAGACAGACCAUCAAUUAUGUCAAAGGCAGGACUACUGCAAGGAGACAGACCACAGGGAACCAUCACUUCGCCUCCCUUUGAAAUUAUGGGCAGUCUCAUUGCAUUUCUUAUCGGUGGAGGCUGUGAUAUAAACUCUGUUCGCGCUGAAUUGAUUGUCAAUAACAAGGUAAGAAUCAUGAAUGUAAAAACUUUCGAAUGAGUAAAACUAAAGAGAAAGAAGGAAUUAGGAAAAAUUUUGAGAGAAAAGAGGUUGUGGGCGUUAGUCACCGUGAUAUGAAAAAGUGCAACGAGAACGUACUAUAAAUAAUGGUAAUGAUAGCGAGUGGAGUUUAAUUCGGUCUGUAAACAUACCCGUGAUUAAGAAAAUCGGACGACUGCGAAGAGGGAUUCUGAUUUGUCAAUCACGAGUAUGAUUACAGACAGAAUUGGACGACACGAAGUCCUGUUACCAAAUAAUCAUAACCCUUACAAUUUCCCCAAAAAAGGAAAGACAAAUACAUUUAGGACAAACAUCUCCGGAAGAGAUCAUGUCCAGAGUAAAAAUAUCAUCUAUUUUGAAAAUUCUCUAGUUUUUAUUUUAUUUUAGGAUAAGUGGUUGUUGGGAUGGUUAUUGUGAUCAAUUCUGUGAUUGUUGGUUUUAGCUGAGUGGACUUAGUACGAUUGGCUGCUUCAACUGUCCGAUUACAGGUGUCCGUGUUAAAAGGUUUUUCUAACAUUCUUUGUUCAGUUGAUACUUCUGUAUUUCCUUUCUUAAAAACCCAAUACAACGUGCUAGCUCAGGGACUAACUCUACUCUCUCAAGGAAACUGUUGGUCUCUAGCUUAUAAAGGUGACAGUUAUUCAGCUGUCAAUAUUUGACCAACGCCAUUAUUUCUCUCCUAGCUAGUGAAUCAUGUUAAGUUACGUGAAACAGAUCCCGCAUACUAAGUUUGUACCUUCAGUUUGUUGACUCUUUCCAAAACGACUUUUUACCUAAAAUUUCAUACUUUUGCGGUUAAGAUCGGGAAAAACAAAAGCAAGAUUGAUAUUAUGAAAAUUAUAAAGGACCCAUUGCAUAGAUUAGAAUUACACUUAAAAAGAUAACUAAAGAGAAAAUAGCCCUCAAAGUUUUUUACAUAACAACAGAAAAACAGAGAAUUCGAGUAAGGAAGAGCGUACCCUAAGCCCCCAAAAGAACAACCAGCCGUUCAUGCAAGUUAACUGAUUAUAAAUUCAGUGCGGGAGAUGAAAAGUACAAGUUGUUCACGCCUUUCGUCACCUUACAGAAAGAGGUGUUGAACGUGCUAAAUUAAAAAAUUAACAUGAAAUUAAUCUGGAAACGAGCCUGAAAAGAAUCGGAAGUGUAAGAAGGAGGAAUUUCUAGUAACCGAUCAAAUUACUCUCUUAUUCAUCAAGUGGAUUAUCAUAAAUGAAAUACGUCUUAUAAUUACCGAAAGAUAAUUGAUAUAUUACCGCAAACUCCAAUUACUGUAGAGAGUGAACAUCUGCUUUCAUGUCAAACUCGCGAUGGGAGAAUAUAUAUGCCAUAAUCAAACGGCUUAAUGCAAAUUUUUGUGAGGUUAAAUGAAUUUUUUUCUCCCAGAAAGAAACAAUAUAACAGUUACUCUACUAACAAAGUAAGACCGCCAUCGAAAUAGGAAAUUAUCAACUGCUUACAAUAUUUUUUAACUGAAUACCUUAUGCUUAUACGCACAUUCCCAACACCAAGAUAAGAAAGCUCUUAUAAUGCUUCCAAAUAAGAUAUGUUUUAAUUUUUUCGUUUAACAUCUGAUUGCAGCCGACUGGCCAAUUACAACUGUAAAAAAGUAUUAGUGAAAAAUAAAGCAGCUAAUGCACCAAUCACAUUUGAGGAAAUGGUAAUGGUUAUGAUUAAAAACUAGUAGGCCUCCAUCGGUCAGGGUCGACCAUGGGUAUAGCAUCCUAAUUGUGUGUUUGGCUGGAGCAUCUGCGGCUAUGACUGUGAAGGCCAAUGCGUGAAUGGCAGUCCCUGCCGCAAGUGCUGCACGUGUAUGCUGUUUGUUGGACGUUGCUGAUACGAAGUUUUCUGCGGGUCCGCCUCCUUGUGGCAGCUUGUGUCAGCUUCUCUUCUCCUGUUUUGAGGUGCCUUGUAACGGCUCCUCUCCAUUGUGACCGAUCAGCUGCGAGAUUUUCCCAGGUCUCUGUGUCAAUUCCUACAGCCUUCAUGUCACGCUUCAAAGCAUCUCGGUAUCGCAGCUGUGGGCGUCCUCUGCGUCUACUUCCAGUGGCUAGCUCACCAUACAGUAAGUCUUUGGGGAUGCGGCCGUCUGGCAUGCGAUGAACGUGGCCCAGCCAGCGGAGUCUACGUUGCCUGAGUAAGGUUGACAUGCUUGGCAGGCCCGCACGAGACAAGACCUCUGUGUUUGGGACUUUGUCUUGCCACGAAAUUCCCAGGAUGCGGCGGAGGCUUCUCAUGUGGAAGGUGUUCAGGCGUUUUUCUUGUCUGGCGUACAUCGUCCAUGUCUCGCUGCCGUAUAGCAGUGUACUGAUGACACAAGCGCUGUAUACUGCCAUCUUGGUCUUCUCUGUGAGCAUGGGGUUGGACCACACACGUGUAGUGAGGCGUGCAAGUGUGGCAGCCGCCUUUCCAAUUCUCUGGUCGAGCUCGAAGUCUAAGGAGAGAUUGUCAGUGACAGUGGAGCCUAGAUACGUAAAAUGAUGGACCACUUCGAGCUCGUAAUCGUCGAUGGUAACGGAUGGUGGUGUUUCUGUUCCUUGUUCCAGGACUUUAGUCUUUUUCAGGCUGAUGGUAAGCCCAAAGUCUUUGCAGGCCUGAGAGAAAUGGUCCAUGAGUGACUGAAGUGCUUGCUGAGUAUGGCAGGCUACUGCUGCAUCGUCAGCAAAUAGCAUGUCUCUUAUCAGGGCUUCACGCACUUUGGUCUUUGCUCGGAGACGGGCAAGAUUGAAAAGCCUGCCAUCUGAUCUUGUAUGCAGGUAGAUCCCUUCUUUCGAUGCGCCAAAUGCAUGUUUCAGAAGGAAGGCAAAGAAGAUUCCGAAAAGGGUUGGGGCAAGUACGCAGCCCUGUUUGACACCGCUGUUGAUGUUGAAUGACUCAGAGGUUCUGCCGUUGAACUGCACAGUCCCCUGCAUGUUGGCAUGGAAGGACUCAAUCAGGCUGUGUAGUUUAGGGGGGCAGCCAAUUUUAGAUAGAAUUCUGAAGAGACCCUCUCUGCUUACAAGAUCAAACGCCUUGGUCAGAUCGAUGAAGGCAAUGUACAAAGGCAUCUGCUGCUCUCUGCAUUUCUCCUGAAGCUGGCGGAGGGAGAAUACCAUGUCUAUCGUUGAUCUUUCUGCUCGAAAGCCGCACUGUGACUCUGGAUAGAUACGUUCAGCCAGUUUCUGAAGUCUUACCAAAAUAACCCGAGCAAAGACUUUGCCCACAACGCUGAGUAAGGAGAUGCCCCUGUAGUUGUUGCAGUCACUGCGAUCUCCCUUGUUUUUGUAGAGGGUAACGAUCUUAGCAUCCCUCAUGUCUUGUGGUACGGCCCCUUCUUUCCAGCACGCACAUAGGACAUUAUGUAAGGCUGUAAUAGUGUAGUCUUGCAGUGUUUGAUCAGGUCAGGGGGAUCCUGUCACUGCCUGGAGCUUUCCUUGAGGCCAAGCUGUUGAUAGCCUUGCUGAGUUCGCCAUUAGUGGGUUCGUUGUCAAGCUCUUCCAUUACAGGUAAGCAUUUUAUGGCAUCAAGGGCUGAUGAUGUUACUACAUUCUGUCUUGAAUAGAGAUCAGAGUAGUGUUCCACCCAUCUCUCCAUCUGUUGUCCCUUGUCUGUGAUGGCUUCCCCUGAGGUGGAUUUAAGGGGAGCUGUCUUGUUCUGGAUUGGACCUAUUGAUGUUUUGAUGCCUUCAUACAUCCCUCUUAUGUUCCCAGUAAUUGCUGCAGUCUGGAUGGCUUCGCUGAGUUCGGUCCAGUAGUCGUUGGCACAGCGUCUUGCAGUGUGUUUGACUUUGUUCCUUAUAGCUCGGAGAAUCUGAAGAUUUUUCUCGCUGGGUAAUCGCUUGUAUUCCGUUAGAGCGGCACGCUUUGCUUCUAUGAUGGGGGUCAUCACAGCGGAUUUAGCUUUGAACCAGUCAUGCGAUUUCGAGGUACUUUUUCCAAAGGUGGCCAAGGCAGUGCGGUGCAUUGUAUCCCGUAAGGUGGUCCACUUCUCAGUUGCGGAGUCCCCUGACUGUAAUGUUGCUAGAUGAUUCUCAAAUCUCUCAGCAAAUUGCUCUUUAAGAUCAGGCUGGCUCAACUUAGUGACAUCAAUACGAGGGCUCCCUUUCUUCUUGCCACGGUGGAACCUUUUCGGAUGGAGCCUGACCUUGCAACACACCAAGGAGUGGUCUGUGUCACAGUCCGCGCUGUGGUAAGAGCGUGUGUGGAGGACGUUCUUAAUAGCGGUUCGUCUGACAAGGAUAAGGUCCAGCUGAUGCCACUGCUUUGAGCGCGGGUGUCUCCAAGAGACCUUGUGCUGAGGUUUGGUCUUGAAGAAAGAGUUGGCUAUGCAGAGUUUGUGAUAGGUGCAUAGCUCGAGCAGUCUCUGGCCAUUGUCGUUCAUCUUGCCUAUGCCAAACUUUCCAAGGCAAGAAGGCCAUGAUCUUUGAUCAGCUCCUACUCUGGCGUUGAAGUCGCCCAGAAGGAUAAGUUGUUCUUUGUUUGGGAUGUUGCUGAUCGUGGCUGUGAGCUGAUCAUAAAACUCGUCUUUAAUUUCAGGUGUAGCAGAGAGUGUUGGAGCAUACACGCUGACGAGAGUUACAGGGCCUGCCGUGGUGUUCAGGCAGAGGGUGAGGAGUCGCUCUGAGCCGCUGUUGCCUGGCUUUACCAUGUUCAGCAGGUUGUUCUUCACUGCAAAGCCCACCCCAUGUUGACGCGGUACAUUGGGGCUUUUCCCCUGCCAGAAGAAGGUGUAGUCUUUCUCCUUCAGUCUUCCAGAGUCUGCAAGUCGUGUUUCUUGUAAGGUGGCAAUGUCCACGUUAAGCCUCCUAAGUUCGUCGUUAAUGAUGGCUGUUUUCCUGGAGUCGCUGACGUCCUGAAGGUCUUCUGAGAGGCCCGUCAGCAUUGUUCUAACGUUCCAGCAGCCUAGUUUCAGGACUGGUUUCUUUUGAUGAUUUUUGUUAUUGCCUGGUGCAAAGUUUGCAGUCUGCCUGUUGGAUAUCUCCUAAUCUCCAUGCACCCAAUGAAGAAAGCAAACCGUGGCGGGACAGCACCUUAUUGGCUGGGGGCUGCCCAGCUUGAGGCGGGCGGUAGCUGUCCAGUGGGAUUCGAAGAUCCCUCCCACCGACGAGAACGACCCCUGGCGCUUCACUCUACGCCAAUCGAGCAGUAGCUUAUCACCGGUAAACUGCCAUUCUCCGUGUUGUGUCUACGUCAUGGGCGUAGCUGGAGUGUCCUCUCCAGGUGUAGUGCGAGGUGUGUUGGUGUGUAGUGUAGGCGGAUGCUAGCCUGGGCAGUGUUUUAUGGAGAACAAGCUGUUGCCCAUGUGACAUGUUCCCCUCUCCACGUCACUGAUGGGGCCAAAGGAACAACAAGGUCGUUACAAUUUGGGACCAGUGCCGUCGCAGGAGCUGCCAGCACGGGUUGAAUUCAACUUCGAGCUGCCUUAGGGACUCCAACUCCGGAUUUUUCCUCGAGGUUUACUCCUGAAGCCUUUUCCAUGUGUGGAUAUAGCCGCAAGGCAGCAGAGGUUUGGGAUAAGGGUUUUCCUUCCCCUAGGUAAACUGCCUUUCCAGGCUAGCGAGCUCUACCUGCCCUGUGCUGUAACCCUAGCAGGGGUGGCUGCGGGGCUGUAAACACUUGCCAAAGGUGUCACCCCAGACUCUGGUGGGCGGGGUCGUCCAUGUCCCCGUGGUAGGCUGAGGUCCAACCUGUCCUACCCCAGUGCCCAGAAGGAGGGCGGAGGAGACGGAGGAGAUAGCGAACGCUUUUAUAGAAACUAGAAACGUCUGUAUCAAUCUUGAGUUAAAAAGAGACAUCUUUACAAUCUAUCCACGAUGCACAGCCCUAGAGGGUUCCUUUUACAAAUCUGUUAUUUUCUCAAGUCUCAUUUCCGGCCCUGUGACCGCGAGCUUUGGUAUUCCAGCUGGUAAAUCACUUUAUCCUUUGAAAAAAUUAAAUUAAACCUUGCGCCACUAAGACGUUGAUUUAUGGCUGUUGACGCUCUGUCAAAUCUCUUUUAUAGUGCGGUGCGUCCCAUGCACCUUACUGAGUGAGGAUUGCUUCACUGUUUAUACUGCUCCAUGGAUAAUUUUUUUUUUGCUUUAUUACUGGAUAUACAUGUCACAUAGAUUCCUCAUGGCGAGAGAGCCAUGAAAUUUUUUUUUUACCUCACUCUCUUUACGAGACAGAUCUUCUCUCAAUUUUUAUUUCUUCUGGCUUCUUUGCUUAUUUUCCCGCUCUAACUAUACUAAUGCUUGUUCGCCAAAUGAACUAUUUGAAAGAUGUAGAAAAUUAAUCACAAUUCCUUUUUUUCCUGAGUGACUCUUGAGAUUACAUAUUCUCUCAGUUGUUUUGAUACUCCUUCGCUCGCUUUUUAGGUUGUGCGAAGAACAGCCGGUAAGUGCCAUGAAACAAUGACCCGUCAAUUCUGGUAUGUUCGAGACUUUAUUGGUCAACGUGCUCAAGUCAAAUUGGUUGACUUCAGCUCUCGUGGAUGGGGUCACAUCAACUUUGACGAUCUUGAAGGCGACAUAACCUGCUCAAACCUGGAAAACACUGGUAUUUAUUUAGCUUAGGAGGUUUAAAAUUCUAAGGUGAAUAUUAUAGGAUCAACCUGUGACAAUUUUCAAGAAAACUUUUCUGGUAUAAAUCCAUCUUGGAACUAGCUGGAGAAGUAAACUGUUUGGAUCGGCUUUCAUGAACGAUGAAAACUGACUGAGUCAGGUAUCCACGGAUGAUAUGUAGUUAUUGACAGAAUGAGAGGGCUGCACGGGAAAACAUUUGCCUGGGUGCACUUGGUCUGUUUGUCACAACCGAGAACCAAAUAAGUGUUAAUCAUAUGAACAGUAAGUCUUGAAAAUUUUGAGAUUAUGUUUGAACUUAAAUAAGACGCGAUUUCAAACAGAAGAACGACGAGCGCUAAAAAGCAUUCUAAAACGAAAGCUUUUUCCUUUAUUUCCCCUAGUCAGAACAAGAAACUCACUCUUUAACAAAAUACUCAACUUUUUCUUUCAUUUCUGUUUUAUUUUAAGUCUUUGAAAUUGGGCCGUGCAGGUGCGGGGUCGGACGGCUUUUCUGGACCGGCUUAGGUCAGCCCGUCCGGCCUUUCAUAAAUCAGGUUUAACUAUACGGUUUUCUACAGGAUUGCGUGGGCUGGGCUUUACGACCGAUAUCUUAAAAACCGAUAUCUCUAAAGAAAGCUGUGUGUUCGACUUCGAAGAAGGUAUUGACGGCUGGCAUAGAACCGGUUCAGCGUUUGACAGCCAGCCGACAUACGGUGACAACCCGACAGCUCGUAGGAGAGGACAGCAUGCCAAUCAACAAGGGAACUGGUGGAUUGGAGGAUACGAGAGGCGGCCUUCAAAAUCGGCUCCUGCAGGAUACGGACAAGGAGACGGGCUACAAGGGACUCUUAAGACUCCAUCAUUCAUCAUCGGGGGAAAAUACAUUACAUUCUUGAUCGGUGGAGGUUGUAACAUCAAUUCCGUUCGUGCUGAACUGAUCAUUGAUUAUGAGGUAUAAUUAACUAAAGAUCAUUCACUGAAUCAUCUUGGUGUUAAUGAAAGUUACUUAAAACGUUUAUUUGCUAUCGAUUUUUGUGACGGAAGGGAUUCAGUACUUGACUUCAAGCUUUACUCAGGUUUAGAGUAAUAUUUUAAGGAACUCGUUCAAGGGCGCAUGUCAGUGGAAGAAACAAUUGAAACUCGCAAAAUACAUCGUUGUUCUGUUUCAGGUUGUCAGAAAAGCGACCGGGGAGUGCCACGAGACAAUGACCCGUAAAUUCUGGGAAGUUGGAGAUUUCAUUGGCCGAACUGCGCAAGUCAAACUGGUGGACUUUAGCUCUGGAAGCUGGGGUCACAUCAACUUUGAUGAUCUGAGAGGCGACAUUACCUGUUCAGCCCCUGAAAACACUGGUACUUAUAAUUCUGUUGGGUUUAAAUCAUUUAAACUUCGUUAUCCUAUGUGUGUCUAUCGUGUGGCCACGCAGACCUCUAGACAAUAUGAAUGGUUAGACUAGAAUCGGCUUGAAAUGAUGUACGAGGUUGGAGAUACUCUAUGCAUUUUCUUGGUUGAGGUGAAACCUCUGCGUCACAGGAGACAUGCGGCAUUGAUGUCUUGCAUAUAUCGGAGACUAAUUACAAAGUUACAUAUGCAAAGGUAAAAAUUUCUCGUGAACCGAACUCCGUUGGUUUUAUAAAAUUAGUCUCUUCUAGUUGUUAGGAGCGUCAAAGAGUAUUAAACUCAAUUUAACACAAAAGUCAAUUGAGUAAUAACGGUAGGGAAUGUUGUUCUUUUGGUUCAUUACACAGAUAUUCUUGACAAAGCAUUAUGCAGCUUUGACUUUGAAGAAGGACUUGAUGGCUGGGUUAGGACUGGUACAGCAUUUGACAACCAGCCGACCUACGGUGAUAACCCUACAGCUCGGAACCAAAGACAACCUGCCAACCAACACGGGGACUGGUGGAUUGGAGGAUACGAGGACCGACCAUCGAAGUGGGCCACAGCAGGACGAAGCCAGUUGGAUGCACCACAGGGAACUCUUACGUCUCCAACAUUUGACAUACAGGGAAAUUAUAUUUCGUUUCUGAUCGGUGGAGGCUGUGACGUAGACGCCAUUCGUGCUGAGUUAGUAGUCGAUGACAGAGUGAGUAAGACACUGAAUUUGGUUAAGGUGGGGUUUACCUUGCAGGAAUUGACAAAAAAAAGGCUGGUGAGCCCAAGUUAGACGGCCAGAUACCAUAGUGGAGACAUUUUCCUCCAAUCAUAGACAGAGUCGGGCGAGAGAAUUCUGUUCAUCAAUAGUUCUUUAAGCUGCUUAAGAAAUUCACAUCCCAUGAUAAAUUCGACAACACCAGCAACUCUUUCUAGUUCAAAUGUGUGCAAGGAAUCCUUGCAGUUAAAAAUAGUUACGUAUGCGUUAUUGAUCAAGCGUGAGGUCAAGAUUGCUAGAUAUUGCCGAGUUCUUUGUUUCUGUGUGUUUUUAUGGAUUGAGACGAAGUCAAGGUCCAUAAAAACCCAAAACAAGAACUCGGCCAAUAUCCAGCCAUCUUGACCUAACAAGCAUGGUCAAUAAAGGAUUUACAAUGUAGCAAAAAGAUUUCGCAAAAUGGGUAGCUAAUGAAAACACAGCCAUCUACCAUCUUGGAUGCCGAUCCAGCCAUAUCCUUAGUUCAUUUGUACCACUUGGUGAAUAAUUCUCUACUCUGAUCGGCUGAGUGUGUGCCAUAAUGCCCCUGUAUACUACUAAUGUUAGCAAAUAUAUUGCAAAGUUUAAAAAGCUGUGCCUUCCUCUUUAUGUUUUUUCCUUAGCUGAGAGAAUCACACCAAAAAUACUUUAUCUCUUUCAGGUUGUCAGGAAUGCAACUGGUAAUUGCCACGAGACAAUGACACGAAAAUUCUGGUAUGUUGGAGAUCUUCUCGGUCAUUUUGCACAAGUGCGUCUGGUCGAUUUUAGCUCUGAAGGCUGGGGUCACAUCAACUUUGACGAUAUGAAGGGCGACAUAAUUUGCACGGGCUCUAAUGAGGACAUUGACACUUUCCUUUAAGUUUUCGAUUAGAAAAUGAAAAACAGUCAGAGUAUUCCAUAAAACGUUAUAUGAUAAAUGGAUUAAGUUCAAGCAAUCAAAGUAAAAAGCUUUAUUUUCACCUCUUUAGUUCUGUUUGUAAACUUGCUUGUUUUUUUCCUUAGUAUUUCUCUAUUAGACAAUGUAUCAGGGUCGUAAAUGUACUGGACUCCGCUGCACUAUUACUGAGCUCAAAGCGGGGACGCCAUGUUGGUGCCCAUCCAAGUGGCCUCAACAUGGCGGUCAUGAAGUAACGUAAUCAUUUGUUACCUUUUUUGGCCCCUAAAGUUAUUAGUUAUCCACCGUGGAUAAAAGCACAUAGCAAUCAUUCAGCGAUCAUAGCGACUGUGAAGUACCGUAAUAAUUUGUUGUCUAUUUUGGCCUCUCAAGUAAUUAGUUACCAUCGUGGAUAAUGUUGCACAUAGCAACCAUUGCUUCGAUCGCAGUUGUAGAUUUUGAGUGAACCAGACAAAAGUCCUUUAAAUGAACCAGUUCUGAUAUCAAGACAGCAUAUCCAACAUAAGUUAUCUUUAUUCACUUUAUGUACUACAGUAGUAUUAACGUGGAAAUUGUGUAAUUGAGAACAAUAUAAAAAAAAUGACUUUUUAGACAAGCACUG
Messenger RNA from Pocillopora meandrina, 14909 nucleotides. Lineage: Eukaryota; Metazoa; Cnidaria; Anthozoa; Scleractinia; Pocilloporidae. The record is from the annotation of a GenBank genome assembly.